GGGGUGGGGGAGACGGGACAGAGCAGGGGAGGAGGUGAGGCAAUUCUGCAGUGAGGGGCAGUCUGGCCGGCUCUUCCUCCCCAAACCGGCCCAAUGACCUUGCUGCCUCGCUGACCACUCCCCUGGGCUGGCCUCCCGCACUCACAAACAGCCGGCCGCCCGGCUCAGCCUGUGUUCCUGCAGCCGGCUGGGUGCUGCUCCUUCUCGGCGGGAAAGGCCUCUUGGAAGAGCCAGAAAGGGCCAGACCUGAGUUUCCAACAGUUGCCCAAGUGUCUCCCCACCUGGCACCCUCAGCAGGCUCGGGCUGCACUCGUCCUCUCUCCCUUCUUCUCAGGACCUGGUGCCGAGCCGCCAUGCUGGCGCUGCUGUGUGCCUGCCUGCUCCUGGCGGCCAGGGCCUCGGUCGCCGGCACGGACGCGGACCUGGACCUGGGGGAGCAGAUCCGAGACAUGCACGCCAAAGUGACGGACAUCUGGCAGGAGGUCACGCGGCGCAAGGAGGACGGCGACGCCCCGCUCUACGCCGCCUGCCGCGUGCAGCCGUGGGCCUCGGCGGACGCCGCGCAGCCGCGCGUCACCGGCCUGGUCCUCUUCCGGCAGCUGGACCCCGGCGCCAGGCUCGAGGCCUUCUUCGACCUGGCGGGCUUCCCGGCCGAGCCCAGCAACUCCAGCCGCGCCAUCCACGUGCACCAGUUCGGGGACCUGAGCCAGGGCUGUGAGUCCACCGGGCCCCACUACAACCCGCUGGCCGUGCCGCACCCGCAGCACCCGGGCGACUUCGGCAACUUCGCCGUGCGCGACGGCCGCCUCUGGAAGCACCGCGCCAACCUGGCCGCGUCGCUCGCGGGCCCGCACUCCAUCGUGGGCCGCGCCGUGGUGGUCCACGCCGGCGUGGACGACCUGGGCCGCGGCGGCAACCAGGCCAGCGUGGAGAACGGCAACGCGGGCCGCCGGCUGGCCUGCUGCGUGGUGGGCCUGAGCGGGCCCGCGCCCUGGGCGCAAAAGGAGCGGGAGAACGCCGAGCGCAAGAAGCGGCGGCGCGACAGCGAGUGCACGGCCGCCUGAGCACCCCGCGGGCUCCCGGGCCCCCACCCGCCCCUGAGUUCUCCCUCCGCUCCCAGAGACACCCACCCCGACGUCUCGCCUUCACCAUGGCUGAGCUCUCCCCCACAAACCCUCUCCACUCGAGGUCUCCCUGAGUGUGCUGAGACACCCGCCCUUCCCUUCCAUCCUGAGGGCUGCUCAGGCCCUCCUAGCUCCGCGUCCGGUAGCCCUGAGGGCCUCCAGUUGUACUGAAAUACCCCGUGCACCCCAGGGUCUCCUGGACCCCCAUCCCCACCCUAUGAGCCCUGAGACCUCCCUGUGCCCUGACGACCUCCCCUUUCCCCUUCCUUCACGUCCCUCCUAGGCACUCUGAGACCCCUCCUGAGGUCGCCUAGGGUCCCCCUGUCCCCGCUCACCACUGCCCCUGAGGCCAGCUAGCCACUGCAGUCCGAAGUCAGCCCCCUGCCCCCACCCGGCAUCUUCAGCUGUGUCCCAUCCGCCGCCACUCCAGGGAAAGCUGUUCUUUUGGGGGAUGUUUGGCGAUCUUUGUGUUGCACAUUAAAAACUCCAAUUCAGUACCGCA
This is a messenger RNA of Microcebus murinus (gray mouse lemur), 1626 nucleotides long. NCBI's taxonomy places the organism in Eukaryota, Metazoa, Chordata, Mammalia, Primates, Cheirogaleidae. The record is from RefSeq and is a predicted model, not a curated record.